Ilex paraguariensis (yerba mate) is the source of this 552-nucleotide messenger RNA. The record is from the annotation of a GenBank genome assembly. Lineage: Eukaryota; Viridiplantae; Streptophyta; Magnoliopsida; Aquifoliales; Aquifoliaceae.
AUGGCCAUCGCGACACAACCCCAUUUUUCCUUUCGGGCCAUCGCUUUAGUCUUCCUCCUCUUUCCACUAGCAGCCUUUGCAGAUGAAGGGACUGCAACAUUCUACACACCUCCUUACGUUCCUUCUGCUUGUAAUGGAUAUAAUGAUGAUGGUGUGAUGAUUGCGGCUGCAAGUGAUGCAAUCUGGGACAAUGGUGGUGCAUGUGGAACAAGGUAUAGUGUCAUUUGCCUUAGUGGGACCAACCUGGGCGAGCCCCACCCCUGCAACGGCAACUCGGUCAUUGUGACGAUUGUCGAGUACUGCCCGCCACCUGGAUGCCGAGGCACUCUCGACUUAUCACAGGAAGCUUUUUCCUCCAUUGCCAAUCCGGAUGCUGGCAAAAUAAACAUAAACUUUGAGAGUAUGCAUGCACAAUUUGAUCCACCAUCGCCACAACCUGCUGCAACCACACCACCAAUGCCCACACCAACUGUAAUGUAUCCACCACAAGCCACACUCAUCGUCAACACACCUGAUUCAACCACUACGUACCUCCAUUACCAUGCCCAUUGA